Talaromyces stipitatus ATCC 10500 is the source of this 1620-nucleotide messenger RNA. RefSeq names its product carboxylesterase, putative. The coding region runs from base 22 to 1620 and encodes 532 amino acids. The record is from RefSeq and is a predicted model, not a curated record. The transcript has 4 exons. NCBI's taxonomy places the organism in Eukaryota, Fungi, Ascomycota, Eurotiomycetes, Eurotiales, Trichocomaceae.
UUCCGAGAAGCAGCGGACGCAAUGAGCCAAGAAGCAAACGAGGCAAUCCUGCUCAAUCUAGGAGAGCACGGGUACAUUCAAGGCAGGACAAUCGGCGACGACGAUGUUGUCUUAGUGCAUUAUUUCGGCGGCGUUCGCUAUGCGUUUCCGCCGUCAAAGCGAUGGGGAAUGGCAGAGAGAUUACCGAUUGAUUAUUCGUAUGGUAGUAAGACCAACCCUGGGAUGUGUGACGGAAGAGCGGUGCAUUGUCCGCAGCCGUUUAUGGGGGACCAGGGGAGCGAGGAUUGUUUUGAGUGUAAUGUUUGGAUGCCUGUGGGAGAGAGGCCGGACGGAGGAUGGCCGGUUAUAUUCUACAUUCACGGCGGAUUCCUACAGACAGGUAGCCCCAACGACAUAAACCCAUCCCGUCUCAUAGGCGAAACAGACCUAAAAUGCGUCAUUAUCGCUCCAGUCUACCGUCUAGCCGUCCUCGGGUUCCUGAGCUCUAACGAACUUGCGCAGGAAGCUGCCUUACGGCACGAACCAUCCGGUAACCAGGGAUUCUGGGAUCAACGGAUAGCGCUUGAAUGGGCUUAUGAGUAUGCUCGUUAUUUCGGUGGAAAUGGAGGAAAUAUUACUGUAGCUGGGUAUUCUGCUGGAUCAUACUCGGUUUUUCACCAACUCGCGCACGAUCUAUACCUCCCGCAAGAAAAGAGUCUUAUCCGACGAGUCAUCAUGCUCUCCAAUGGACCGGGAGUACAACCAAAACCAGCACCAGAAGUCCAGAAACAAUUCAAUCACCUCCUCAUCGCACUAAACAUACCGCUAACCCUCUCAUCAGCCAAAAAACUUGCGCGAUUACGCAACGUGCCAACAACACAACUCAUCACUACAAGCAUCAAGACACAAUACCACCAAUAUAGACCAUGGCAUGACGGCAAGUUUGUGCCUAGCUCAUUGUUUCCGGAUAUUGAUAAUGGAGAGUUUGCGCGGAGGAUGGUUGAGCGGAAUAUUCGGUUGAUGAAUGGGGAAUGUCGUGAUGAGCAUUUCCUGUACGGGACGUGGUAUACGCCUAACAAUUCACUCGGAUCGUUACGACGACGGCUGGAAGCUGAUUAUCCAUCAGCCGUUUGUGACGCGUUAACUAAUCUCUACUAUCCCGACAGCAACCUACCUCCCGGGGUCGAGAAUUGGCAAGAUGCCUUUGGCAGAAUAUACGCCGAUGUACAAGUGCACAUGCUCGAACGCGGCUUCAUGAACGCACUCGCCCAAACCGGUGCAGCGCAUCUUCUCUAUCGAUAUCGAAUCGAGUAUCGCGCGAAAUGCGUCACGCUUCCACCUGAGUGGGGGGUCACGCAUUCGAGUGAUAUGGCGAUGUGGUUCUGGGGCAACGGGGCAAGAUUGGAGAUGGAUGAGGAGAGGGUUGUGGGUGAAGCGUUGAUUGAGCCGUUGGUUGAGUUUGUGAAUGGGAGGGAAGUUGAGGGGUGGGUUGACGAUGGGCCAUCAAGAGUGCAGAGGGUGAGGAGGUUAAGGGCGGAUGGGGGAGUGGAUGUUUGGGUUGAUGAGGGCGAGAUGUGGAGGAAGGGAUUGAGGAUUUGGGGUGCGUUGGCACCGGCGAGGAGAGAUGUUGCGAAGUUGUAG